AUGGAUACCAUCAUGGCCGACAACUCACCCCCCGAUCCCAUGGCCGCAGCGGCCAGUGCGCUGAUGAACUCCAUCCAGUGUUACGUCCGCGCCGCCGUCACCGCUGAGUCGGCCAACCGUCGACCUGAGUCCGAAUCGGCUAUCCAGGCCCGCCUCGACUCUGUCGUCCAGGAGAACACUGAGCUCAAGGACAAGCUCAAGCAGAUAGAGACAGAUGAGAGAGACACUAUCAAGGCCGCCUUCUCGUCCUACUUUGGCGUUGCCCUCCCCGAGUCCAAGCUUUCCCGCCACCUGCGCCUCAAGAUCCCCAAGUUCCCCCAGUUCAAGAGCUUCCCCGUCGAGAUCCGCAUGAAGAUCUGGAAGCUCGCCCUCCCUGCCGGCCGCGUUUUCGACCUCUCCAUGGGCGACGGCCACCUGUCACGCGUCCUGCGCGCCACCGCCCCGAACCCCAACGGCGGCCCCAAUCCGGCCGUGGCCAUGCGCCAGGCCUCGGGCCUGGCCGAGAUGACCGUCACCGCCCAUAAGACGCCCAAGCUCCGCCUCGCCUGCAAGGAGGCCAACCGAGCCUUCCUCGAGGCUGGCGGUUUUGAGUUUGGCCUCUUCGGCGGCACCUACAAGGGCCUCUGGUUCAACUACGCCGAGGACAUCCUUUUCGUCCGUGAAGAGCCCCGAGCCUGGGUCAACCUCGACAUGUCGCGCAUCGUCCGUGUCGCCUUUCCUCACACCAGAUUCAUGAGCAAGCCCGACAUCAUCGCCAGGCUGGAUCUGGUUCUCGACCAUUUCACCUCUUGCAAGGAGGUCAUCCUCAUGCAGACCAUGGAGUGGGAUAUCCGGUCCUGUCUGACGAGCCCGCGCCUGCCGCCCAAGCUGUUUCCACUCGGCACCGAGGACCCUAUCGGUGCUCACGACUAUCCCAAGGAACUGUCCAACGAGAUAGGAAACGUCGCCGCCUGGGGUGAUGUCAAGCGCGUGGUCGAGCAGAUUGGCAGGGAGCAUGUCAUGGACGUGAAGCACCUGAGCCCCGGCCGCGUUCCCAAGUUCAUCGGCAUGGAGAUGGUGAGGGCUCGCCCGAGCUACUUCGAUUAA
Molecule: messenger RNA, 1086 nt
Organism: Colletotrichum higginsianum IMI 349063
Lineage: Eukaryota; Fungi; Ascomycota; Sordariomycetes; Glomerellales; Glomerellaceae
Product: Thioredoxin domain containing protein
Exons: 2
Coding region: 1-1086 (361 amino acids)
Source: RefSeq, a predicted model, not a curated record